ACUGUAGGCAGCUAGGCACUGCGGCACUGCCUUGAGAAGCAAUAGACCGCUUUCACUCUCAGUGAGCGGCUCAGCUCUGCUCCAGUCCCUCUGCCUCUGAGUCUGCAUCAUUGCAUAACAGCAUGCAAGUCAAUCUCCUUGACCUCGUUAUGUUCAACCAUACACAAACACACAGCUGUUAUUAGAGAAGACCAUCUUCCAGUAACUGCAAGGUCGUUAAAUCACCAUCAAACUUCCAGUUAAAGUCAAAACCUUUGUUCUUUUCCAUCAUCACAUUAAUAAAUAUGUAUACUAGUAGUUCUGCGAACAGUAGACCUCGCUCCUGUAUACAACUUUCAAUCUAAUGAGAAGGGCCAGUACAAAUGGGAGGAUCUGGAGAGAAUUCGGACCAAGGAGCACCAACCAGUCAAGAACUGAGAGAGAUGGCCUUAGCCGAACUGAGAGAGAGCGAGUCAGUGAGAGUGCAUGCCCUAAGCCAGAUACGAGAUUGGAUCAGCAAACAUCCUGACAUCAAGCACUGUCGCACUGACUCUCCAUUCUUGCUACGUUUUCUUCGUACAAAGAAGUUCAGUGUGCCACAAGCUCAAGAGAUGUUAGAGCGAUACCUCAUUAUCAGACAAAUGUAUCCAAAAUGGUUCCAUAAAUUGGAUGUGAAUGACCCAGCUAUAUCAGAGAUCCUCGACAGUGGGUAUCUGAUACCCCUACCAGAGCGGGAUAGUGAUGGUAGAAAAGUGAUCAUAUCUUGUGCAGGGAAAUUUGAUCCUGUGAAGCAUUCAUCCACUGAGAUGGCAAGAGUGCAUAGCUUGGUGGUGGAGAGCCUCAUGGAUGACCCUGAGAAUCAAAUAAGAGGUUACACAUACGUUAACGAUGAAUCUGGCCUCACUAUGGGACACAUAUGCCUGUGGUCCUUCAACGAUAUUCGCAACAUGCUGCGGUGUAUACAGAAUUCAACACCCAUGAGGCACAAGUCGACUCAUUUCAUCAAUAUUCCUUCUUGUGCUAACAAAGUGUUUGACUUCAUAUCAUCAUUGCUCAGUGACAAACUUCGAAAGCGCUUCAUGAUUCACAGUACACUGGAUGACCUAAAGAAAACAGUGAAUCCAAAAAUUCUUCCCAAGGAAUAUGGUGGUGAAGUACCAUUGGCAGACAUCAUUGCUGACUACAAAAAGGAACUGCAAAGUCGACGGGAGGAGCUUUUGGCACUGGAUGACCUUGAAAUUGAUCUUAAUUCGAUUCUCGACCGGCGAUCAAAGUACACAAUAGAUCUCGUGGACGAGCCAUUGAAUGGCAUAUCUGGAUCAUUCAGAAAGCUGGAAGUUGAUUGAUCAUUCAUUUCUCAUCACUUAUUCUAAUAUAUUAUUAUUUUUAUUCAUGUAGAUUGUAAAAGCAAUAUCAACUUGUUCAAACCUCUAAUAAAACUAUCAUAAUCAAAAAUAA
Messenger RNA from Nilaparvata lugens (brown planthopper), 1437 nucleotides. RefSeq names its product clavesin-1. Bases 363 to 1325 code for a protein of 320 amino acids. The record is from RefSeq and is a predicted model, not a curated record. Gene Ontology annotation, cellular component: membrane. The transcript is spliced from 8 exons. Lineage: Eukaryota; Metazoa; Arthropoda; Insecta; Hemiptera; Delphacidae. Gene Ontology annotation, molecular function: phosphatidylinositol bisphosphate binding.